CCUGGCAUCCACAGUUCUUCAAACAGAUUGUUGAAUGCAAAGGAAAACCGUUGAGCCCGGCCUGGGAGACUUAACCCGGUUUCAGGUGUCCUGUCGUUCAGAUUACAGUAUUGCUACUGAGCCGCAUGAGUGUCCGCUGCCGGGAGCCUCCCAUUUAGCUUUUGGCUCCACCAGUGGAACCCGACUGGCAUACCUUGCCUGGCCUGGCAGUUAACGUGCCGCAGAACUGAGACUCGGUGUAGCGCUGCCCUAACGCGUAUUUCUCUGCGCUCUACAAAUACAUACUGGGCCAAUUUCCCCGGUAGUGGAAAAUUUAACUGGGGUGGAAAAAAUUAGCCACAGAGAAAGAUAGCUUUCGUCUUCCUCCUGCCCUUUACUUGAGUUUCAGCCAGCUGUCUUUUGUUGCUGGUUAUCCUAGGGUGCUCGCUUUCCUGUCGGCUUUUCUCCUCCACACAGUCUGAGUGAAAGGUGAUAGAGGAGAGACAGGCUGUUAUCUUGGAGCCACGAAUGCAUGGUUCAGCCAUUGACAGAAAGGAGGAGAGACAUCCAAGGGGAUCGCAUUUCAAGAUUGAGGAGAAAUGAAUGGAUUAAAAAUCUGUCGAGGGUACGGGAAACCAUCUGAUAUGUCUUCUGUCUAACUUCUCAUCAUUUAUCCGGUGCCUGGAAAGCCUGAGAGACGCUGUGCCAGAUACUUACAAUGUGUUUCCCUGGGUCAUCAGGAAGUUCAUGGCAUGUCAGAUGGAUAAGAUUACCCAGAGUACUCGGAAUGGUGCAAAAGCUGGACCAAAAACUUCCAGUAGCCAACGAGUACCUGUUGCUCUCGGGAGGAGUCCGGGAAGGUGUGGUGGACCUGGACUUGGAUGAGCUUAACGUCUAUGCCCGGGGGACCGACUAUGACAUGGACUUCACCCUCCUGGUGCCAGCCCUUAAGCUGCAUGACCGUAACCAGCCUGUGACCCUGGACAUGCGCCACUCAGCCUUGUGCCACUCUUGGCUGAGCCUGCGGCUCUUUGACGAGGGCACAAUCAGUAAAUGGAAAGACUGCUGCACCAUUGUGGAUCACAUCAACGGCGCCACCAACUACUUCUUCUCCCCAACCAAAGUAGCCGGCUGGUUCUAUGACUCCAUCAGCAUCGUCCUCUCGGAGAUACAGAAGAAGCCCCAGCGAGGCAUGCCAAAGGUGGAAAAGGUGGAAAAGAAUGGGACCAUCAUCUCCAUCAUUCUGGGCGUGGGGAGCAGUCGCAUGUUGUACGACAUUGUCCCUGUGGUGUCUUUCAAAGGUUGGCCGGCAGUGGCCCAGAGCUGGCUCAUGGAGAACCACUUUUGGGACGGGAAGAUCACCGAGGAAGAGGUCAUCAGUGGGUUUUACUUGGUGCCUGCCUGCUCCUACAAGGGGAAGAAGGACAAUGAAUGGCGACUGUCCUUUGCCAGGAGCGAGGUGCAGUUGAAGAAGUGCAUCUCCAGCAGCCUCAUGCAGGCCUACCAGGCCUGCAAAGCCAUCAUCAUCAAACUCCUGUCGCGGCCCAAGGCCAUUAGCCCCUACCACCUGCGGAGCAUGAUGCUCUGGGCCUGCGACAGACUGCCUGCCAAUUACCUGGCUCAAGAAGACUAUGCAGCCCAUUUUUUACUGGGCCUCAUUGAUGACCUGCAGCACUGUCUGGUCAACAAGAUGUGCCCCAAUUAUUUCAUCCCUCAGUGCAACAUGCUGGAGCACCUGUCGGAGGAGACGGUCAUGCUCCACGCGCGGAAGCUCUCCUCCGUCCGCUCAGACCCCGCGGAGCACUUACGCACCGCCAUUGAGCACGUCAAGGCUGCCAACCGGCUGACGCUGGAGCUCCAGAGGCGAGGGAGCACCACCAGCAUCCCCUCCCCGCAGUCGGACGGCGGGGACCCCAACCAGCCCGAUGACCGUUUGGCCAAAAAACUGCAGCAGCUAGUGACUGAGAACCCGGGAAAGUCCAUCUCUGUCUUUAUUAACCCCGAUGAUGUCACCAGGCCCCAUUUCAGAAUUGAUGAUAAAUUUUUCUGAGCGUUUGCUGUCUCAUCUCCCCCUCCCCACCCUGAAACUCUCUUGUGUAGUGUGGUUUGUGAUGCUGUCUUUCCGUUUUUUACAUAUCCAGCCUCGAUUGGAUCUGUUAAGAACACAUUUUAAGUUUCCUGGUUCUGCAGGAUGGCGCAGGCUCUGAAACAGUAUAUUACUAUUUCAUAUUCUGCCGCGGAUUUUGUUGUUUACUUUUUGUGGUUAUUGUCACAUGGUUUGUUGGGGUUUUUUUUGUUGUUGUUGUUUGCUUGUUUUUCAGUUUAAGGAGAACUUGAGCCAUAGAUCAAAAUGUCCAUGAAUUCUCUUCUUUUUUCUGUUUCAUAUUUUGAGCAAACUUGUUAUUGGGGAUGGGGAAACAAUCUCUUUCUGACACUAAGGAGGAUAUUACUUUUUUUUUUUAUUUUUUUUUUAAUAAGCUUUCAUCUCUACAGGUAUUUGAGAGUCACCUGAACCUGGGAACUACCUGGUGUGUUAGCUGGAUGUCUUUCUUAUGACCAGUGGCCUGAGUAGUUUUCCCCUGUCUAGCAAACGAUGUAGACUUUGCAAGUGAGAAUGCUACCAAUUUGUGUUUUGGAGCAACUUCAUUGAAUGUAAUUGUCCUCAAAUCAGAACUUUAGAUGGUUUGGAGGGUGUGUCUGACAACUUUCCAAACAGAAUUAAGGUUUCCAAAUGGUAGAUUUAAUGUGUGUAAUUAUUUGAAGCCUUAUUUAAAUCUUAUUAAAGAACAUACCAUUAUAAUUGUUAUUUGCACUAAUGAAAUCUUUACCAUUAUCAGAGUUCUAAUGUGUGUGUUUCAAUACAAAUUGACACCCACUGUUGAAAUGUCAUUUUUCAUUUAGCCCACCCUCUCAAUCAACUGAACAAUUCUUUGCAUUUAUUUAGUUCUCCUUUAAUUGUGGGGUCCUGUUUUGCCCUCCUUGAUAUUCCUGGUUCCUGUCUUACUGGGAGAAGUGUUUAAAGCUUUAUACCUGCUAAGAGACUUUAUCUGAAGCUGGGGAAAAUACCUCCUUGAUAAAGUUGGUGUCUUUGUAUGUGUUUCUUUUGGGGUUAUAGAAAUCGGCUUGUUUGUAAAGUCUCUUUGCUUCUACUGAAAGUUUUGAGGAAAAUUGGCAGGGAGGAUUUAUAAUCCCCAAAUAGAAGAUACCAGACCUAUUCAAAAAGAGAUUUUGCUAUAGAGCAGGAACCAGGAAGACUGGGUGGCAGCCUUGGUGUAGAGGUGUCCUGUGUCCAUGAAUGAAAUUAUUUGCCAGUCCAGGUGCCACAAGGCAUUGGCUCCCUGUUUUGGUAUAGACUCAUGGCACCAGGUGGUGUUUGAGAGGUUAGGGGAUGUGCCAAUCUCUCAAUGGAUGACCAUGAUGUCUAUUAUUGGAAAGGCCAAGCAACAUUUUGGUUUUGGUUUUGAAUGUCCAGACUCCCAGGUAAGAUUUUGGCCAAUUAAAUUUAGACAUAUGCUGUCUUGGGUUUUUGCAUGGGAAUUAAUGUAAUGUUUAUAAAUGAAAAUGAAAUCAUUCAACCAUCUUACGUCAAACACAGAAAUAAUGAUAAUAAAAGAAAAGUACUGGCCUUG
This is a messenger RNA of Talpa occidentalis (Iberian mole), 3608 nucleotides long. RefSeq names its product Mab-21 domain containing 2 (gene MB21D2). Lineage: Eukaryota; Metazoa; Chordata; Mammalia; Eulipotyphla; Talpidae. The record is from RefSeq and is a predicted model, not a curated record. Bases 698 to 2029 code for a protein of 443 amino acids. The transcript has 5 exons.